This is a messenger RNA of Pisolithus orientalis, 1408 nucleotides long. RefSeq lists its product as uncharacterized. The record is from RefSeq and is a predicted model, not a curated record. NCBI's taxonomy places the organism in Eukaryota, Fungi, Basidiomycota, Agaricomycetes, Boletales, Pisolithaceae. The coding region runs from base 106 to 1245 and encodes 379 amino acids. The transcript has 3 exons.
AUCGUCCCCAGCUUUGAUGUGCUCCCGACGUAUUGACGAGUCUAGUCCUCCUUCGUGUGCUUCCAGCUUCUUUCACGCCUCUGAUUUUAUUUUCUAUUAUUUAAAAUGAGGUUGUUGAUUUCGACCGUUUCGAUCCUUGCUACUUCUUCCGCGCUGGUCGUGGCUUCUGCUGUUCUUGGCCAACCCAUUCUAGUCCGAGAUGAGGGUGGUGGCAAGGGUUCCUCCACUCAAACUGCUUCGGCAGCCGCUGCUUCGGCCACCUCUGCAUCGAACGCCACAGGAAGUAAUGGCGGUGGAAAUGACGCCCAGACGUCGCUAACUCUCGACCCGGCUGUCAUUGCAAGGGGCUUCGAGACCAAUGGUCUUGGCCAGAAUGGUAGUGAAGCUGGAGAAGUCGCCUCGUUGACAUCUUCAAACAAUUUCAUCAACUUCUGCUUGACGGUGCCCAACCUACCGAUUACAAACGGGCAGCAGAUUGCGGGUGGAUCCUGCAAUCCUGCACCGAUGGGUGUGAUCCCCUCGUCGUCCAACAUGCCCUCGGCCAAAUUUGUCAACCCUGCUAAUCUCGAUACGAUUCCGCCUAACCAAGAUUUCACGGUACAACUUGCGAUCCAGAACAUGCAAACCGGUUUCUUUGUCAACGCAGACGCGAAUUACUUCGCAGCACCGCAACAGACGAAUGCGCAGGGCCAGAUUCAAGGACAUUCGCAUGUCGUCAUCGAGCAGCUGGACUCGCUCUCGCAGACGACGCCCCUCGAUCCAACCAAGUUUGCGUUCUUUAAGGGACUGAAUGAUGCCGCCCAGAACGGUGUAUUGAGUACGACUGUCCAAGGCGGUUUACCGGAAGGCGUGUACAAGCUGUCCUCGAUCAAUACUGCGUCGAACCACCAGCCACUUUUGGUGCCCAUUGCUCAGCACGGAUCCCUCGAUGAUGCUGUAUAUGUAAGUUGUGACAUUGUUGUCUUUCGUCUGUUCGUGGGUAUCUAUGCUGGUAUCAAGUUCACAGUGAGCAACAACGCGGGCAAUGGUAAUGGGACCGGCAAUGCCAACGGUAAUGGUAAUGGCAAUGGUACCGCCAACGCCAACGGUAAUGGCAAUGGCAAUGGGAACGGGAACGGAAACGAGAGUGGCAAUGGGAACGGGAACGGGAAUGGCAAUGGGAAUGGAGGAAAUGGAGGGAACGGAGGGAAUGGUAAAGGCCAGCGUCGCACGUUCCGUUCUGGAAUGGGGAUAGGCUUCCAUUAAGUUAUUUAUGGGGGGAAUUACACGUGGGCUUGUCCUGGAGAUGAAUGCCCUUGUAGCUAUAGCUCUGCAUGUAGCAUAGAUGUAGCCUUAUGAACGACGGAGAUUCCUUUGUUGCAUAUACAGUAGAGAUAUGGCGAACUACCAAGAGCAUCGAUUUUUUUGC